AUGCCGUGCCACAACCGUGACCCACAGGAACCAGAAAGCUGGAAAGGUAUCCGCGAUGCCACCAAACCAGGUAACAAGUGUUGCCAGCUCAACCCGUACACACAAACCACAAUAGAAGGCUCCGAGGACUGUCUCUACUUAAAUGUCUACACACCGAGCUUGCCAGGAGAAGAAAUAGAAAACCUACCAGUCCUAUUUUUCGUACACGGAGGCCGAUUUAUCUUUGGCUACGGAGACUAUUACAAACCUGAUUAUUUUCUGGAACAUGACGUAGUUUUAGUGACUAUAAACUACAGAUUAAAUAUACUAGGAUUUUUGUGUCUUCAUAUACCUGAGGUCCCAGGAAAUGCUGGCUUGAAGGACACAGUUUUUGCCUUAAGAUGGGUCAGAGACAACAUCGAGCAUUUUAACGGUGAUUUUAACAACGUCACCGUUUUUGGUGAAAGCGCUGGGGCGGGCGCUGUGGCGUCUUAUAUGACUUCGAGAAUGGCAAUUGGGCUAUAUCAUAAAGUCAUAGCGCAGUCAGGAAACUCGAUAGCUGAUGUUUACAUGAUUGAUGAUGAUCCCAUUGAGAAGGCAAAACGUAUAGCGCAGAAUUUGGACCAACAGUUUGAUGAUGAAAAGAGUUUGUACGAAUUUUUGGUACAAGUGCCGAUUCAAGAUCUUAUAGUAGCCUUCAGUAUUGCUGAAAUAGGCCGACCACCGUCCGUUAUUAAUGCGUACUUACUACCAGUGGUAGAACAACCGUUCCCGGGCGUCGAAAGAUUUUUUGAUGAGUUCCCAAGAAUCGAUUUUCCCUUACAACAUUUCGAUAAAGUCCCUGUAAUGACUGGAAUGAAUUCCCACGAAGGAGCGCUAUUUUUGCAAAAAGACGGAGAUGGGCAUAUUGAAUUUGAGAAAGAUUAUUAUUACUUUAUCCCGAAAUUCUUGCAUUUACAAAAGGACGAUGAUAGAUGCGCUGAAAUUGAGAGUAAAAUCAAAAAAUUCUAUUUCGAUGACCAAGAAGUGACUGAAAAUCUGAAAGAACAGUACAUUAAUAUGGUUUCGGAUACGUUUUUCCAAUUUCCUAUUAUGUUAUGGCCUGACAUCCUUGCGAAAGCUGAAUCUGACGUUUACAUGUAUAAGUUUCAGUAUUCUGGCAAUUUGAAUACUCGUGUUAUGAAGGCUUUGGGGAUUUCGGGAGCCAGCCAUGGGGAUAUGAUACAGUACCAGUUUUACAGGGAAUCAAAACAUGAUAAAGCAAAAGAAACUGAUUUGAAGAUUAUUAAGAUGCUUGCUGGAGCUUGGAUAUACAAACAUCAACAAAGUGUCUACUUCAUCAUCUGA
This is a messenger RNA of Spodoptera littoralis (African cotton leafworm), 1326 nucleotides long. The record is from the annotation of a GenBank genome assembly. NCBI's taxonomy places the organism in Eukaryota, Metazoa, Arthropoda, Insecta, Lepidoptera, Noctuidae.